GGCAGCCAUACUGAACGACUGUAUUUUCUGUCUUGUUAGAAAAUCUUUACUCCUUUUUGACCAUUCCACAAUAGAAUCUUCAAAUUCACACAACUAUUUUUUUAUUCUUUACUCUAUGAUACAACACAGCUGUCUGUAGUCUACCUAUGGCUGUCGGUGGAAUCCACAUGUGUUGCCAUAGAAACAAACAAACAAGUUCAAAAAUUGGCUGGAACAGAAAACAGAAGAAAAUACAAAUUUAUUUUUGAGUGUAAUAAUUAAUGUUUAAAUAUGGAAAGGGAAUUUGCAGAUAUCCUCAAGCAAAUAGGUUGUACUGAUGGGUUAGCUGUACCAGUUGCUAAUGAAGAAAACAGACUUCUUCAGAAAGAGGUUGAAAAUAAGUUAAAACUAAAGGCUGAUCUAAUGAUGAAACUUGAAAUUCAGGAAGAACAGAAGCGAAGGGUUCAAAAACAGAUUCAAAAUGUCAAGCUUCAAAAGGAACAAAAUCAGCAACUGAUUGUGGCUCAACGCAACCAGCGAGAUACAGAGCACACAAUGCUCAAAGAAAGCGAGUCCAAACUGAACAAAACUCGCCAGGAAAUUCGCAACAUGAACAAGAAAAUACAGGAUUCUGAGCACAACCAACUUUUGCUCCAGGAGGAAAUCGCUCACAGCAUGAAGCGGCUGGACCACCUCAAGUCACUGGUGGAGUGGGGGGAGGAGGCAAGGCACGCGUGGCAGGAGGAGCUUGCGGCCGGAGAGAGGGACAACAACGUCCUGGAACGCUUCAGACUAGAAGAUGAUGCCAAGUUCAAGGAAAUGGAAUUGAGACGGCAGAGGCUGAAAGCAGACGUGAUGGAACGAGAUGCGAUUCUGAUGAAGGAGCUGAACAGUCUGACAACUUUGGAGAACCAACUGGAACAGGUCUCCAGGCUUUUCAGAAGAGCACAUAAUGAGCGCAUGAGCCUGAUCUCUUACUGGGAGAAUGCAGUGAGAAUUCUGCAACAGCGAGAUGACAAUAUUGAUUUGACUCUUCAGGAAAUAGAGAAGCUCAAGCAGUUGGGAGUGGAAAAGUCCAAUGUGUUGGAGGAGGAGAGGAAGUUCUAUCAGACACAAUGCCAGAACAACGAGGAGCUGGAGCGACAACUGGCCGAGGUUAACGGGAAGGUGGUGCAGCAACGGAGUCAGAACCUGGAACUGUCCAGUAUAACCAGUGACAUCAAGAGUGAGGUGUUGACUUUGCGCGGGAUGUUGGCAGACCUGGGCCAUGCCAUAGGAAAAGAGCGCAGCCAGAAUACAAUGGUGUGCAAUGAGCUACAAGCCAAACGAGCUCAACACAGCUCUCUACAGCAACCCAUCGAGCAGCUGCAGGCUCGACUGAAGCAGCUCAACGACGCAGAUCUCACCGCGGCCCAGAGAGCCAAGGAGGUUGAAAAUAUACUACAGGCAGCAGAAAAAAACAACAACACAUUGCAGACCAAAGUCGAUAAACUCCAAGAGAAGGUUUUUGAAAAAACACAAGAGUUGAACAACUUGAAGGAGACUUCCAGACUCUUGGACAACGAGUUGAACAUUUUCAGGAUGAACAGAGAGGCAUUUGAAAAGCGAAUGACGGAAAUCGAGAAAGAGUUUAUCAACAAGGAACAAAUACUUUAUGAACUGGACAUGGAACUGGUGAACUUGGACUGCAGACUCGGUCGACUCCAAGGGGACAGAACUGAUGAGGAGAAAAUAGCGUCCAAGUCAAAGAUUUUGGAAUUGGAGGAAGCAACUCGUAAGAAAACUGAAAUGUUGAAUGUUGUCACAGCCCAAAACAACAAAGCAAAAAAUGAACAGUUGCGCAUCUCCCAGAGCCUGGAGGAGGAGCAAGGACUGCUCAAGCGGCUGACAGAGCGCCGCCAGGAACUCAUGUUCAUGGUGGAGGGAGGACAGAAGGAGUUGGCCCGGCUUAUGAGUAGCAACAAACAAGUUCAGGUGACGCUGAACCUGCUACAGUUGAGGGUGGACCAGAGACAGAAGACGUUGGCCAAACACGACAGUCAGGUUUAUGAUCUGGAAAAGGAGAAACAGGAACUUGACAAUGCCUUUCGAGACAGAAAAGUCGAGAUUGGACACCAGAUGGAUCUCAUGGCGGCCAAGAAACGUAGUCUGGAAGAGGAGAAAUCAGAACUGAAGAAGGCCUUGGAGCACCUUCACAUCCGUAUAGGUCAGCUGCAGAAGAAACAUGAUAUUGUCAUGGACACUUUGGGUAAAGAAGAAGGAGGAGAAAAUUUCUCUGUUGCACAUUUUAAAAUCAAGAUGGCACAGGAGAGACACGAGCUGCAGCAGAUCGGUGAUGAGCUCGACUCUAAAAUCAAAAAGGCGGAGAAUGAGAUCCCUGCGAUGGAGAAUACCCUCAGAGUCAUCAGUGCUGCCAAUGAUUGCUACAAGCGCAACCUCGACUCCAUCGAUUCCAACAGUCCAGAGAUGCAAGAAAAAAAGAGGCUAGAAGAGCAGCUUGAACAUGCGAAGAUAAAUCUGAAAGAACGGCAGAUAGAAUUGAAAGAUAUUACCGCACAAAUUCAUGAGCUGGAGUUCUCACUGUCAGAGUUAGCUGAUUGUGAGGAGCGAGUGAAGGCGGAGUGGAAGGAUCGAGACAUAUCGGCCCGUGUGGAGCUGGAGUUCUCACUGUCAGAGUUAGCUGAUUGUGAGGAGCGAGUGAAGGCAGAGUGGAAGGAUCGAGACAUAUCGGCCCGUGCGCUAGACAAGGAAUUGGAGGAGCAGCAGGCAAAGUUAGCGCGAGCUGAUAAACUGCUGCACCGCCUGCGACGUGAGGCACGGUUAGUGAAGGAGCCAAGGAUUCCUCUCCAUCUAGCUGAGAAAGACAUUGAACUGAGAGAACUGCAAGACAUCAACCAGAGCGGGCUCCAGCAGCUGGCGGAACUCAGUACUCGGUAUUCAGAAGUGGCACCGGUACUCAAGCGGUACUUGGGAGAGAAGGGACUCAGCCUACCAAUGGUGCGGGCAGGGACCAAGGUGUCGACUGGGUCUGUGCUCAGCACACAUCGCAGCCUGAUAUCGGAUGAUUCUCACAUGAGUUGGGGAAGUGGGCCGAGCAGCCAGGCUCCCAGUGUUGUCCUACUGGACCCUGACUUCUCACAGUCAGCUUGUAAAGGUGCAGGAGAUGCCAAGAAAACCAAAUCUUCUGGAAGUCAGAGAAAGGGUAAAUGAUGCCUUACAUUGACCACGUCAAGUCAACGUGAUGACUCCAGUAUUUAUUAUUGUGUGCACAGGAUUUUGUGAGUGCACUUUUGAUACAUUGCUCUAGUCACUAAAGUAUUCUUUGUUAUAUUUAUACACUUGUGUUUUACUUUUUGAUACAUAUUAGAAACCAAAAAUCAACAAACCUUGUUUUCCCAUGACGCCAAAAGAUAUGUAUUGUACUGUUUUAUUAUACAGAUUAAAGAUUUGUAUUGUAUUA
Messenger RNA from Homalodisca vitripennis (glassy-winged sharpshooter), 3439 nucleotides. RefSeq names its product coiled-coil domain-containing protein 39-like. Gene Ontology annotation, biological process: cilium movement; cilium-dependent cell motility; inner dynein arm assembly. Bases 271 to 3189 code for a protein of 972 amino acids. Gene Ontology annotation, cellular component: axoneme. NCBI's taxonomy places the organism in Eukaryota, Metazoa, Arthropoda, Insecta, Hemiptera, Cicadellidae. The transcript is spliced from 22 exons. The record is from RefSeq and is a predicted model, not a curated record.